ACAACCCCACUGCAUGUUGACACUGGAAAACAGCUGAGCAAAGACCAAACAACAAGCGUCUAUCAGACUUUAGCUACUUAAAGAAGUAUACAAUCUGAACAUUGACAUGGCACUUGAGGAAUAUUCACAAAGAAGCUAGCUAAUACAGUUAAUGCGAAGAGAAUAAAAAAAAUACGUAUUUGCAGCUUGGAAGAAACCAGGAAGAUGUUUGAGAAUUUCAAAGAGAGGUUGCAGACGGUGCAGCAAGAUUUCACAACGGGGAUGAAGACUCUGAGUGACAAAUCAAAGGAGGCCAAAGUAAAGCAGAAACACAGACAUGAACAUCUGACACAGUUUUCUGCUGGAGUAGAACUGCUCAGUCGGUACGAAGACACCUGGGUGACUCUCCACAGAAAAGCUAAAGAUUGCGCGAAAGCUGGAGAGACAGUGGAUGGAGAGGUGGUGAUGCUGUCUGCACACUGGGAGAAGAGAAGAGCAGCAGUGGUGGAACUACAGGAACAACUACAGCAGAUCCCAGGCUUCCUCACAGACCUGGAGACGUGCACCAACCGCAUCGCCCACCUGGAGGCAGACUUUGAGGAGCUGGAGAGCCGGCUGAUGUACCUGGACAACCUGUGUGGUCAGUGUGAGCAGCAGCGCUUCAGACACUUCCAGGUCCUGCAGCUGGAGAACUACAAGAAGAAAAAGAGAAAAGAGCUGGAGUCUCUCAAAGCCGAGCUGGACUCUGAGCACGCCCAGAAGGUGCUGGACAUGGAGCACGCCCAGCAGGGGAAGCUGAAGGAGAGGCAGAAGUACUUUGAAGAAGCUUUCCAACAGGACAUGGAUCAGUACCUCUCUACUGGCUACCUGCAGAUCACUGACAGAAGAGGGCCAAUAGGUAGCAUGUCUUCCAUGGAGGUGAACGUUGACGUUCUGGAACAGAUGGACCUGAUGGACGUGUCGGACCACGAGGCCCUCGACGUCUUUCUCAACUCUGGAGGAGAAGACGACAGCCUGACCUCCUCACUCACCUCAGGUCCAGACCCUGAGUCGUUGUCCUCUGAUAUCUCCCUGCGGGUGCCCACCCAGGCGGAACUGAGGAACAAGCAGUCUUCCUUCUCCUCCACGGAGCCAGGCUCAGCCAGCCAGGACACCAGCCUGGGGGAGUGCCGAGGGGAGGGCAGCGAGGCCAGUGGAGACGGAGACCAGCCCCUGGUACUGCCAGACGAGGAGGAAGUGCAGGCUGACACAGCCCUGGUGUUGUUGCCCGAGGCAGAGACGUUCAAGAACUCUGACGACAGCGACUCGCAGGCCUCUUAGGAGCCGUCACAGAGCUGCCCCCUGGGUGAGAACGGCUCUAGGGGGUAUAGGGUAGCUCCUAGACGCUGAUCUGGGGGUCCGUUUUGCAUUUUUCCCCAAAAACUUUUUUUUUUUUCUUUUCUGUUUUUUAUAAAUGAAAUGUAGCUUCCUUCCUUGUAUCCAAUUAUAUCUAAGUAAAUAAUAAUAAAGUUGUUUUGGAACAA
Oncorhynchus keta (chum salmon) is the source of this 1502-nucleotide messenger RNA. RefSeq names its product dysbindin-A-like. Lineage: Eukaryota; Metazoa; Chordata; Actinopteri; Salmoniformes; Salmonidae. Gene Ontology annotation, biological process: regulation of synaptic vesicle exocytosis; platelet dense granule organization; neuron projection development. The record is from RefSeq and is a predicted model, not a curated record. Gene Ontology annotation, cellular component: plasma membrane; cytoplasm; neuron projection.